This is a messenger RNA of Conger conger (European conger), 4047 nucleotides long. RefSeq names its product cadherin-11-like. The transcript has 12 exons. Gene Ontology annotation, molecular function: calcium ion binding; cadherin binding. Gene Ontology annotation, cellular component: adherens junction; catenin complex; plasma membrane. Gene Ontology annotation, biological process: cell morphogenesis; cell-cell junction assembly; multicellular organism development. NCBI's taxonomy places the organism in Eukaryota, Metazoa, Chordata, Actinopteri, Anguilliformes, Congridae. Bases 602 to 2980 code for a protein of 792 amino acids. The record is from RefSeq and is a predicted model, not a curated record.
UGUGCGACAGAUGAGAAACUGCUUCCAUCUGGAAACGUGAAAAGGAGGGCAGACUUGUCCCAGUCAUCAACGGCACAUCCAAACGGCUUGCAUUAUUUUACAAUCAGCGCAAUUUAUUAUCGCUGAAGAAGAAGAGGGGACGUACGCUUUAGACCCGCUGCAUCGGAUUGAUCACGGAAGGAUGCUACAAUUUUAUUCCGUUAUCCAGCUUGUCAUUUUGAAUCAGAUUUAAAUAUUUUUCAUUUUGUUUUGCAAAGGGACUUGCCUAAUUCCGGAGUGUUCAUUUAAAGGCGAAUGGUGUGGGAUGUUCGUCUCUUAACAAAGCGAAGUUGUCGCAGUCGGUAGUCGCUAAUGGGUCUGCUUGUUGGAACACGGAGGUGACUGAACCGUGUCUGGCACUGUUUAAAGAAUCUGAACCGGAAGCUGACUGUGCGAGAAAGGGAACGGCAACGAUGAAUCACAGAGCAGACAGCGGAAUUCACGGGUGAGGUCAGGUUCGGCUUCCCAGCGAGCGUCAGGAAGGCCUUUGGAUAGUCUCCAGGAUUGUAAUCAGGUCCCUGAAGGACACACAGGAAGCCGUUGGGCAGCGGACGACAGCAGGAUGCGGCAGGGUCUUGGACUGCAGGUGCUCCUGAUGUGCUUGGGUGCGGCGAUGUGCAGCCACGGUUCAUUGCCCUUGGAGCAUGCCCACCGACGGAGACUCUCGCUGCACAGACAUCGGGAGAGGGGCAAGGAAGGGCAGGUUCUCCACCGCUCCAAAAGAGGAUGGGUUUGGAAUCAGUUUUUCGUCAUCGAGGAGUACACAGGGCCGGACCCGGUCCUGGUGGGACGGCUUCAUUCAGAUGUUGACUCUGGAAUUGGAAACAUCAAAUACAUUCUUUCAGGGGAAGGUGCGGGCACCAUUUUUGUCAUUGAUGACAAAACUGGGAAUAUCCAUGCCACAAAGACACUGGACAGGGAGGAGCAGGCUCAAUACACACUAACAGCGCAGGCGGUGGCUCGCGACACCAACAAGCCAUUGGAGCCGCCCUCAGAAUUCAUUGUCAAGGUGCAGGACAUCAACGACAACCCGCCUGAGUUCCUCCAUGGCCCUUACUAUGCCCGGGUUCCUGAGAUGUCCAAUGUUGGUACUUCAGUGAUGCAAGUGACUGCUACAGAUGCAGAUGACCCAACGUAUGGGAACAGCGCCAGGCUGGUCUACAGCAUCCUGCAAGGUCAACCAUACUUCUCAGUGGAGCCACAAACAGGAAUUAUUAGGACAGCCCUACCAAACAUGGACAGAGAGGCACGGCAGGAGUACGAUGUGGUCAUUCAGGCCAAAGACAUGGGGGGGCACAUGGGGGGACUGUCGGGGACAACAGAAGUGAAGAUCACCCUUACAGACGUCAACGACAAUCCACCAAAGUUCCCUCAGAGUGUGUAUGCCAUGUCUGUCUCAGAGGACAAGGUGGUGGGCGAGGAGGUUGGUAGGCUGAAGGCCAAGGACCCUGACAUUGGAGAGAACGGACUUGUGACUUAUCGUCUCAUCGAGGGUGACGGAAUGGAUGUCUUCGAGAUCACCACCGACUCCCAGACUCGAGAGGGAGUCAUCAAACUGAAAAAGCUGGUGGAUUUCGAAACCAAGCGAGCGUACUUCUUGAAGGUGGAGGCGUCCAACAUGCACGUGGACCCACGCUUCAUUGCUUGGGGACCGUACAAGGACACAGCCACAGUGAAGAUCAUGGUAGAGGAUGCAGAUGAGCCCCCUGCCUUCACCGCGCCCGGCUACAGCUUCCAGGUGGAGGAGAACGCUCCGGAAGGGACCGUGGUGGGACAGGUCCAUGCCCAGGACACAGACGUGGCCAACAGUCCUGUCAGGUACAUGAUUCCUCGCUAUACAGACAUCGAGCAGUUCUUCAGCAUCGGCCCCGAGGACGGCGUCAUCAAAACGACGAGACCGCUGGACCGGGAGGCUCUGCCCUGGCACAACAUCUCAGUCAGCGCCACAGAAAUUGGUGGGCAUCACCAAGAUGCUAAAGUUCAUGUCACCAUCAAAGUCAAAGAUAUGAAUGACAAUGCUCCAGAAUUUGCCACCAAGUAUGAAGUCUUUGUCUGUGAAAGUGCUUCACCUGGCAAACUCAUUCAGACUGUCAGCGCAGUGGACAAAGACGAGAUGACUGAGACACAGUUGUUCCAUUUCAGCAUUGCACCAGAAGCUGCCAACAACCAAAACUUCUCCCUAAAAGAUAACAGAGACAACACUGCCAGUAUCUAUGUGACCCGGAAGGGUUUCAGCCGAUUGGCCCAGGACAUCUACUUUCUGCCAAUAGAGAUCGACGAUGGAGGAAGCCCUCCAAUGAGCAGCACCAACACGCUGACCAUCCGUGUGUGCAGCUGUGACAGCAAGGACACGAUGCUCUCCUGCAACGUGGAGCCCUACAUCCUGCCAGCGGGUCUCAGCACUGGUGCCCUCAUCGCCAUACUGGCCUGCAUUGUCAUACUUCUCGCUAUCGUGGUGCUGUUUGUGGCUCUACGUAGACAGAAGAAGGAGCCCCUGAUCGUGUUUGAGGAGGAAGACAUCCGGGAGAACAUCAUCACCUACGAUGACGAGGGCGGUGGCGAGGAGGACACGGAGGCCUUUGACAUCGCCACGCUCCAGAACCCCGAUGGAGCCAGCGGCUUCAUCCCCAGGAAGGACAUCGUGCCCGAGAUGCAGUACCCUUACCGGCCAGGAGGGCCGCCGGUGGCCAGCGUAGACGUAGACGACUUCAUAAAGACCCGGAUCUCGGAUGCGGACAACGAACCGACUGCUCCGCCUUACGAUUCUAUCCAGAUCUACGGUUAUGAAGGGCGUGGUUCUGUUGCCGGGUCGCUCAGCUCACUGGAGUCAGUCACCACAGACUCGGACCUGGACUACGACUACCUCCAAAGCUGGGGCCCACGCUUCAAGAAGCUGGCUGAUCUCUACGGCACCAAAGACUCUAUCGAUGAUGACUCUUAACACCUCGGAGAUAUCGUUCAGCACCCCCGUAACAUGUAGUGUGUGAAGUUUACUAUAAGUAUACCACAGUUUCAUCUAUUUAUAGUAAACUUAUUUUUUUUGUAUUACGUAUACUUAUAGUAUGCAAUAUUCUUAUGAGGGGACUGAAUUUGGACUAGGCGACGAGAGGAAGCCAAAACAUAUACAAAGACACUUUUGUGGUGUGUAGUGGUAUGACAGUGGAAAUCUGACAGACAGGAAAGUUGUUGUGGAAAGAUGAAAGAAUACUCCGUAUUUUCUUGUUUUUUUGUUUGUUGUUGCUACAAGUCUUUACAGAAAUGUGUGCAGUGAUGCUUGGCUCACAGAAUGACUUAGAAUUGUUGAAACAGUGGGAAAAUGGUUGCCUUAUAUGAAAACAAUGGGGGAAAAAACAGAAUGGUCACUUGUGUAGCACACCCAUCUUGCAAUCAAUACGGUUUUUGACAAAGGUUUUGUUUUUUUUGUUCUUUUAAUAACCACAAAAUGAUGGAUUUAACUAAAAUGAAAAACACUCUUCUCAGCGUUUGGUCAAAUUCAAAAGAAAUCUCCACUUCUACCAAAUGAAGUACAGAUCACAAGUCACAAGCUGUGAGAUCAAAAAUCGCCUUAAAUAAUGGACACUACGGGGUGCAUUUUUGUAACUUGAAAAAUAUCUUAAAUCAAGCUUAAAUCCAUCUGAAAUGUACAAUACAGUGUCACUUGGUGAUCAAACCUGCACCCAUUGAUUCUUGUAAAUCUCUUUUUUGUGGUGAAGUUAUUAUUGAUUAUCAUAGUUGUUUGUCUUUCCUAUUUUCAUUAUUACUGUAUGUUAAUCUCCCUCAUGAGAACAUUUUGAUUUGUCUUGUUUCAGCAAAAGCCUAAUUUCUGUUAAUUUGAUGGUACCGAUUGGUAUAAAUUGUUACUUUUUUUAACCAUACAAAUAUCAAUAUUUCAACAUGUAAGAAAAUGUUACAUCACAUUUAUAUUUUAAGAACAUUGUACUGUUGCUUUAAUAUGUGCUUCAGUCUACGAAGCGGACAACUUUGAAAUAAAUGCUUUUUAUAAAAUGA